AUGUUGCCCGACCUUAUUUCUUCCACCGAGACCACGACAGGUUUUGCUUUGCAAGCUACACACCCUGGAGCCCCCUUCGCUGCAGCAGGGACCCCGGCCCGGGAAUCUCGGCCGCUGCCGGGGCUCGAGGGUCCGCAGAGCCAAAAAGGGCAACGCUCGCCCGCAAGAUGGGGAAUAGGGCUGGGCGAGGGGGUGCGCGGCCGGCGGAGGGCGGCCGUCCGCCUCCUUCCCGUCCGGGGCGCCGGGGGUGACGACUGCGGCCGAGCACUUCCGGGUCCGCCACAACCUCCGCGGCAAGAGCGCCCUGCCCAGGCCGGAGGCAUCGUGCGGUCGCUGCUGCCCCCUUCUGGUUGCUCAGAGGACCUCCGAGCUCCUCUUCCCGGAGACCUGCCCCAAGAGGAGAGCAAAUCCCCAGCAGAAAGACAAGGGGCUUCUGUUCCAAAAUUUGACAAGGUUCCUUGGCUUAGCGAAGCCAGCCUCGUAAACAAGCCACUAGUGCUCAGCAUCCCCAAAAGAUCUCUUCACUCGUCCGCCACCUUUCCGACUCCAUCCAAGAGGGGUGUGAAACUGCCAAUUUUGUUUCAAGUUCCAGAUGUCUUAUCUCAGGCCAGAAGGAACCAGAGUGACUCCAUACUGCUCAGAAACAAGCAGCUGUGCUCCACAUGUCGAGAAAUAAAUACAGUACAACCAAGAACUAUGAUAAUCCCAGAUGGUCUGAAACUAUCCUUUGAGAAUUUUAUGAGUCGUAGGUAAAGUCUUCACCAACCCAAAGCCCGGACUGUACCUAAACCUUCCCAUGAAGACAUCUCAAAAGACAGCGUUCACUACAGACUGCCCCUUCUGGGCCCCAGGACAGCUGCCUUCCAUGGACUGCUGACAGAUGCCUACAACACUUUGCAGGCGACGCAACCUUCUGCCUUGCCCAAAAAGGAACCAAUGGGCAAGACAACGAGGAAGUGA
Molecule: messenger RNA, 960 nt
Organism: Propithecus coquereli (Coquerel's sifaka)
Lineage: Eukaryota; Metazoa; Chordata; Mammalia; Primates; Indriidae
Product: chromosome unknown open reading frame, human C1orf105
Exons: 8
Source: RefSeq, a predicted model, not a curated record